Molecule: messenger RNA, 1473 nt
Organism: Fusarium pseudograminearum CS3096
Lineage: Eukaryota; Fungi; Ascomycota; Sordariomycetes; Hypocreales; Nectriaceae
Exons: 2
Coding region: 1-1473 (490 amino acids)
Biological process (GO): transmembrane transport
Cellular component (GO): membrane
Molecular function (GO): transmembrane transporter activity
Source: RefSeq, a predicted model, not a curated record
AUGCGGUCUCGUCCCUUCACUGUACCACAGGCUAUCCUGCUCCCGUUCCUGUCAAUAUGUCUCUUUACUAUACAGCUCGGCCUCUCGAUAAGCGACCUUCCAUCCAUAAAGCUUAUGCAGGAUAUAGUGUGCAGGCAGGUCCAUCAAAUCGAUAGCCCGGAGCUCCUCCCUGAAGAAUUUUGUCGAGAUGAACCGGUACAGUACAGACUCAACUUUAUUGUUACUGGGAUGCAAAUCGCUGGCACUAUUUCUGGUAUAAACAUCAAUCUACUGCACUCCUUCGGGAAUUCUGGGCUGACCUUGUUUGCAGCUGCUCUGGUAGCUUUCCCGUUGGGGCUUCUCGCAGAUCGAAUCGGCCGUCUUCCUGUACUCGGUGCAAGCAUUUCCAGCGUGCUACUCUCCCAAAGCUACGCCAUGAUCGUGUGCUGGCAAUCAGGCAAUAUCCCACUCGAAGCUAUUUGGGGUAUCGGUGUUCCGUUGCUAUUUGGCGGAGGCAGGAGUGUUGCAGAAGCUAUGGUGUUUGCCAUGAUCGCGGAUGUUGUACCCGAAGACAAACGAUCAACGUGGCUUCAGUACAUUGUCGCAUCCGUUCUCAGUGCGCAGCUUGUUGGACCUGUGGUAUCGGGGAAGCUCCUCCAGUCCUCCAUAUGGAUGCCACUCUUCUUAUCCUUGAGCUUGGUAUCAGUCGGUGGUUUCAUUAUCAUCGCCUUUACACAGGAGACUUUGAAGCAAACUCAGCCUCAGGACAAUGGCAGCACAAACAUUGAUCCGUAUACCUAUGGUCUCGAGUUGGACAACCUCAACUUUGAGUUGCCCAAGAAAACGCCAGCACUGGCCACGGUCAAGUCGAUGUUUUUCAGGCCUCUUGUCUGGCUUCUACCAGGUGCCGUCAUGACAAUACCACUGGCUACGACGCAAACCGAAAUCAUCAUCCGCUUGAUGCCGAUUCAGUUCGAUUGGCCUCUCCACCGUUCUAUACUUAUCGUGUCUCUACAAAGCCUCGUCACACUGGUCACCCUGAGCAUAUUACUACCUGUCAUCACUUACACAUGGACCAAGUUCUCUCGCUCGUCAGCUCAUUUUCGAUACUCCAUUCUAGCUCGUUCGAGCUCCUUUCUAUUCUUUUCCGGCUGUCUCUGCAUGAUGAUGGUCACAAAUGAGUCAUUUAUCAUCACCGGUCUGAUCAUCGCAGCUCUCGGUUCGGGUUUGCCUACGCUGUGUCGAGCAAUGCUAGUUGGAAUGGUGGACAAAGGCCGUGCAGGGACUCUAUUUGGGAUACUAGCAGUUGGAGAGAUCUUGGGGUUCCUCAUUUUUGAGACAAGCAUGGGGGCAUUAUUCGGUGUUGGUUUGGGAUCGUGGAUUGGGGUGCCGUUUUGUCUGGCAACAACCGCAGCUCUCUUGAUAACUCUGUCAACGGCGUUGACGCCUACGAGGAUGCUGACGGCUAACAAUGCACAAGUAUGCAUGGCAUGA